Paramecium tetraurelia is the source of this 1647-nucleotide messenger RNA. RefSeq lists its product as uncharacterized. The record is from RefSeq and is a predicted model, not a curated record. NCBI's taxonomy places the organism in Eukaryota, Ciliophora, Oligohymenophorea, Peniculida, Parameciidae. The transcript is spliced from 6 exons.
AUGUUUAGACGAGUGUCGAAUAUCGAUAAGCUAAAAUAAUAGAUGAAAUUGAGCCAAUAAGUCAAAGAACUUUUGCAGAGAGGAGAGAUAGAUAUUGAAAACCCAUUUCAUUUUGAAAUUAUCAUUGCUAUAUUAUCUAAAGAUGAAAAAUAGAGGAAUUAAAAUGAUUUAAAUGUGUUGGCUUCAGCACUUUCAACUAUAAAAUACUUUCAUGAAAUGUUAAAAACUACAAGUUUCGAUGAAAUGCUCAAUUUAUACAAGGAGUUGCAAUACAUUAAUUUACCUGCUCGUAGGACACUUUUCAGAUGUGGUGACAUUGGCAAAAACUUUUAUAUAAUUUUGAGAGGCAGUGUUUGGGUGUUGGUUGGUAGAAGUGGACUUGGAGAUGAGAGAUUAGAAAAAUAGGAAAAGAAGCCAGAUAAAAAAUAUGAUAAAAAGCAAGAAAAAAAACAUGAGAUUGGUAAAGAGUUUGAUGAAGGAGAAGAAUCAGAUGAAGAUCAAUAUGAAGAUUUGGAAGAUGAGAAAAUGCUUGAAAAUAAAUACCCAAAUAUGAUGAAGGUAGGUAAGAUAGAGUAGGGAGGCAGUUUUGGAGAAAUAGCUUUAACUAAUUCAGUGCCUAGACAGGCUACAAUAGUGUGCGCAGAAAAUUGUUAAUUUAUUAAAUUAUCAAGGGAAGCUUUUAAUAAGUUUUUAUCUGAGUAUUAUACAAGAAUUUAAAAUAAAAACUUCUUGUUUCUUAAAUCAAUUAACAUUUUCUCAGAUUGGUCAGAUGGAGAUGUAGGAUUAAUACAAUAUCAUCUACAAAAUAUUGAAUACACGAUGAAUACAGUUAUCUAUAGAGAAGGAGAAUUGAUUAAAGGAGUCUAUUUCAUUGUCUCAGGAGUAGUUGAAAUACAAUAAAAAAGCAAAUCAAAUCAUAAAAUUUAAUAGAAUCAAUUAAUUCAUAAACAAUAGAUUGUACUGAAUAGAUAUUCUGCAGGAUAAGUCUUUGGAUUUCUGGAAAUUUUAUAAAAUAAAAAAGCUAGAGAAACAAAAGCAGUUUGUUUAACUGAAAAAGUUAAAAUACUCUUUUUAGAUGAAGAUAGAUUUAAAUUGUAUUGUUGUCAAGGGUAGUCUUAAAAAGUCUUAGACAAAAUGUCCAAAUAGAUGGAAUAUACUUUUGAAAAAGCAAAUUUCUUAUACCAGGAAGCUUUAAAGUAAUCAAAUCAAUCUUUGUCUCUGAACCUUGCUGAAAGUGACAGUUAUUUAUAAAGAUUAAAAACAGAAAAUCAACCUAUUUGUAAAACUAAUAGAAGCAAAAUAGUUAAAAGAUCUUUAGACAUAUUAGGCAAUAUAUCUCAUCAAUCAUCGAAAAUUUUAAAUUAUUGUGAAUGUGUCUCUGCAUUUAACAAAGAUAAUCAAGUGAAAUUGAACUUAAAUAAUCCAUUGAUUCAAAUUGAGCCCAGCAAAAGAGUAAAAAUGCAACAAAUACAGUUUCAAUAACUGUAUUCACCAGGCCCUCCUCCUACUUCACGAAUUCCUUAAUUUUCUAGUAGGGAUUCAAGAUAAACCAUACUCAGAUAAUUGAAAUUGCCAAGUUUAUUCAAAUCAUAAUAAUCAGAAUAAGAUGACAGAAUUUCUAUUAGAUAAUUAGAUCCUGUGAUUUGA